Molecule: messenger RNA, 284 nt
Organism: Didymodactylos carnosus
Lineage: Eukaryota; Metazoa; Rotifera; Eurotatoria; Philodinida; Philodinidae
Source: the annotation of a GenBank genome assembly
AUGCGAAAUGCCGCCCUCGCGACGCCGUUCGAGCUCAGGCGUGCUUGCCGGUCAUCAACGCUUCCCGGACCUGGUGGCGUUCCGCGUUGCGACCGCUGGCCACCGUGGCGAGCGCGGCCUGGGCGCGCGCCCGCAGGCGCGCCGCGAGGGCCGGCUCCCGCAGCGACUCCGCGACACGCGCGAGCUCGACGGCGAGGUGCGCCACGAGCGCCGGCGGUGCCGGGUGCAUGGCCUCGGCCGCCGCCAGCGCGCCUUCCAGCUGCGUGCGGGCGUCGGCGUCGUGG